Molecule: messenger RNA, 3261 nt
Organism: Wallemia ichthyophaga EXF-994
Lineage: Eukaryota; Fungi; Basidiomycota; Wallemiomycetes; Wallemiales; Wallemiaceae
Product: Pre-mRNA-splicing factor ATP-dependent RNA helicase-like protein cdc28
Exons: 2
Coding region: 1-3261 (1086 amino acids)
Cellular component (GO): intracellular anatomical structure; catalytic step 2 spliceosome
Molecular function (GO): RNA binding; ATP binding
Source: RefSeq, a predicted model, not a curated record
AUGGCUCACAAUGAUGCGUGGAUCAGCGAUGCGUUUUUAACUCAUUUAGGCGUUGCAGAUGGGAAAAUGGUCGAAUACGCUAAGGAUAUUGCAUCCACUGCCAAAUCAACAGAAUCCCUCUACUCCAAACUGACCAGCCUCGGUUUCCCAGCUGGCGCAGAUGUUUCCAAUUUCGCUGCCCAUCUCUACAGUGCAGUGCCCAAGAAAUCAAAGCACAAGCAUUCAUUCAAUUUGCACGAAUCAAGGGACUCUAGGAAAAAGAAGGAGCGACUCGCCGUUGAUCAAAACUCGCAAAGAUACGGUCUUCUCUUGGAAGAUGACAACGACGACAACGGCAACACUCCCAGCACCUCCAAUCUCCCAUCUAAGAAAAGAGACAAAAAAUCAAAGGAUAAGCGAUCUUUUAGAAGGAGAGAUGACGACGACGCUUGGAAGAGCGAUGACGAGGAUAAAUCCCGAAAGCGUGCGAGAGAUAUCUCCCCAUCUCCUCCCCAAGGUGGAAUAGAUGACAAUAUUGAAGACGAGGAUGCUAAGGAGAGAAGAUUGGUUGAAGAGGAUGCUCGAGAGCGUGAUGAAUUCGCCGAGCGUAUGAAAGACAAAGACCGAGACCGCACCAAGAAGCUCGUCGAAGAUCGCACCAAUGACAGCGAGACAGUGCUACGAAGGAAGCUCGCCGACGAUAAAGACGCGCGCAAAGAAGCUAUGCCUGAUCUCCGUCUCCGUUCGCGCCAGGAAUACCUCACUAAGCGUGAAAUGCAGCAGUUGGAAUUACUUAAGAAGAGCAUCGCUGAUGAAGAGUCCAUGUUUGCUGGGGUGGCCAUGUCCAGGCAAGAAAUUGAGGAACUAGAUCGCAAGAAGGCUGCACUCGCACUCGCUGAAGAACGUCUCAGGAUUGAUGACAAAGUUGACGGUUACAUGCUCCCAGAUGACUAUAUCACCGAGCAAGGUAAAAUCGAUUCCAAGAAGAAGAAUAACGUUUUAUAUGCACGCUAUGAGGAGGGCAAGAAGGGUCAGGAUCCUUCUGAGUUUGUUACUGAUGUCGAUCAGUGGGAGAAAGAGCAAACUGAUAAGGCUCAGCUCACUACCGGUGCCCAAGACAGAGAAGUGACUGUAGACGAUUAUGACUUUGUCUUUGAUGAGUCCCAGACAAUCAAGUUUAUCGCCGAUUCCACCCUCUCAGGCAACAAGAGACAGACAACCGAACAAGCUCAGAUGGAGGCUUCCAUACAGGAGGCUGAAAAUAGAGCAAAGUCCAUCGAUCAAGUCAGGAAGUCUCUCCCUAUCUAUGAUUACAGGGGCGAUAUACUACAGGCUGUCCAAGACCAUCCCGUGCUUAUCGUCUGUGCAGAGACAGGAUCUGGAAAGACCACUCAACUCACCCAAUACCUCCAUGAAGCGGGAUACACUAAGAAUGGACGUAAAAUUGGAUGUACGCAGCCUAGACGUGUCGCUGCAAUGUCUGUUGCUGCCAGAGUGGCUGAGGAGAUGGGUAGCAAGGUUGGAUAUGAUGUCGGAUAUUCUAUUCGGUUUGAAGACAUGACGACUGACAAAACUAUGAUUAAGUACCUCACUGAUGGUAUGCUUCUUAGGGAAUUCCUCACUGAACCUGAUCUCGCUAGCUACUCGGCUCUCAUCAUUGACGAGGCGCAUGAACGUACACUCUCGACUGACAUUUUGUUCGGCUUGGUGAAAGACAUUGCUAGAUACAGACCUGAUCUUAGGCUAUUGAUAUCUUCCGCGACGAUGGAUGCCGAGAAAUUUAGCGAGUAUUUUGAUGACGCACCGGUCUUCUAUGGUGAGUCAGCUUCAGAAGAGAUUGAGUCGGUAACUGAUACGGCUGCAGUACCCGGGCGUCGCUACCCGAUCGAUAUUCACUACACACCGCAACCCGAAGCCAACUACCUACAUGCGGCGGUGACAACGGUGUUUCAAAUUCACACUACGCAACCGCGGGGCGAUAUUCUCGUCUUUUUGACUGGUCAGGACGAGAUUGAAGCUGCGGCGGAGAAUAUACAGGAGACAGCGCGUGUGCUUGGCGACAGGAUACCUGAGCUGCUCGUGUGUCCCAUCUACGCAAACUUACCUUCAGAAAUGCAGGCUAAGAUAUUCGAGCCGACGCCGCAAGGUGCACGCAAGGUGGUGCUUGCAACUAACAUUGCCGAGACGUCUAUCACGAUUGAUGGUGUCGUUUUCGUCAUUGACCCCGGUUUCGUUAAGCAAAACGCUUAUAACCCCCGCACUGGCAUGAGCAGCCUGAUCGUAACGCCGUGCUCUCGUGCAGCUGCUAAACAGCGCGCUGGACGUGCCGGUCGUGUUGGCCCGGGUAAAUGUUUCCGCCUCUACACCAAAUGGGCACACAAUAACGAGCUCGACGAGAGCACUGUGCCGGAAAUUCAACGCACUAAUCUGGGCAUGGUCGUGCUUAUGCUGAAGAGUUUGGGUAUUAACGAUCUUAUCGGGUUCGAUUUUAUGGAUCCUCCGCCAGGAGAGACUAUCAUAAAGGCACUCGAGAUGCUCUAUGCACUUGGCGCACUCAAUAGCAAGGGAGAGCUAACUAAGAUGGGUAGAAGAAUGGCGGAGUUUCCGGUCGACCCUAUGCUGAGCAAGAGCAUAUUAGCGAGUGAGGGCUACGGGUGCACGGAUGAGGUGCUCAGUAUAAUCGCUAUGCUUUCCGAGUCUGCCUCUCUGUUUUUCCGCCCUAAGGAUAAGAAGAUGCAUGCAGACAAAGCUAGACAGAACUUCAUCAAGCCUGGUGGAGACCACUUUACGCUGCUGAAUGUAUGGCAGCAGUGGGCCGAUACCGGAUUUAGUCAGCAGUGGUGUUACGAGAACUAUGUGCAGUACAAGGUGCUCUGUCGGGUGCGAGAUAUUCGAGAUCAAUUGGCAGGACUGUGCGAGAGGGUGGAGCUCUUUGUCGAGAGCAGCGUGAAGGCUGACGAUAUCAUACCCAUCCAGAAGGCCAUCCUGAGCGGCUACUUUUACAACACCGCGCGGAUGGACAAGGGAGGCGGGUCGUAUAGGACGCUGAAAACCAACCAGACUGUGCAUAUACACCCGACUAGCUCGGCAUUCAACAUGCAGCCGCCACCUCGACACAUGCUCUUCUACGAGCUCGUACUCACUUCGAAAGAGUAUAUGCGACAGAUAAUGCCUAUCCAGUCCAGCUGGCUGGCAGAAGUCGCACCGCACUACUUCACGUCGCAAGACCUCCAGGACCUUAACACGAGCAACAGGAAAAUGCCCAAAGCGGUAGGGAAGUAG